AUGGCGACCAUCACGACGCCGCUCCGCUCCGCGCUGCUCUCCCCGGCCGCCGCCUCGUCCGCGGGCCACCGCCGCGGGGGCGGGGGCCGGCGCCGCGCGCCCUCCUCCGUGCGCUGCGACGCCUCCCCGCCCUCCUCGCCCGUGGCGGCCGCCUCGCUCGACCCGGACUUCGACAAGAAGGCGUUCCGCCACAACCUCACCCGCAGCGACAACUACAACCGCAAGGGGUUCGGCUACAAGAAGGAGACGCUCGAGCUCAUGAGCCAGGAGUACACCAGCGAUGUGAUCAAGACGCUCAAGGAUAACGGCAACCAGUACACAUGGGGCCCCGUCACCGUGAAGCUCGCGGAGGCCUACGGAUUCUGCUGGGGCGUCGAGCGCGCCGUGCAGAUCGCGUACGAGGCGCGCAAGCAGUUCCCCGAGGAGCGCAUCUGGCUCACCAACGAAAUCAUUCACAACCCCACCGUCAACAAGAGGUUGGAUGAGAUGGGUGUAGAAAUCAUUCCUGUUGAUGCGGGUAUCAAGGAUUUCAAUGUAGUCGAACAAGGUGAUGUUGUUGUGUUGCCUGCAUUUGGAGCUGCUGUGGAGGAGAUGUACACGCUAAAUGAGAAGAAAGUGCAGAUUGUUGAUACGACCUGCCCUUGGGUUUCAAAGGUCUGGAACAUGGUCGAAAAGCACAAGAAGAGUGAAUAUACUUCAAUUAUUCAUGGAAAAUAUUCCCACGAAGAAACUGUUGCCACUGCUUCUUUUGCAGGAAAGUACAUCAUUGUGAAGAAUAUGACAGAGGCAACCUAUGUGUGUGAUUAUAUACUUGGUGGCCAACUUGAUGGGUCUAGCUCAACAAAAGAGGAGUUCCUUGAGAAAUUCAAGAGAGCUGUUUCUCCAGGAUUUGAUCCUGAUGUUGAUCUUGAUAUGGUGGGAAUUGCAAAUCAAACAACAAUGCUUAAAGGAGAAACUGAAGAAAUUGGGAAACUUGUUGAAAAGACUAUGAUGCAAAAAUAUGGAGUUGAAAAUGUAAACGAUCACUUCAUGGCCUUCAAUACUAUUUGCGAUGCCACUCAGGAAAGACAAGAUGCUAUGUAUCAGCUGGUGAAAGAGAAAGUUGACCUUAUUCUUGUUAUUGGAGGAUGGAAUUCAAGUAACACCUCUCAUCUGCAAGAAAUUGGAGAACUCAGUGGAAUUCCAUCCUACUGGAUUGACAGUGAACAAAGGAUUGGACCAGGAAACAUGAUCAGCUACAAGUUAAAUCAUGGUGAACUUGUUGAGAAAGAGAACUGGUUACCCGAGGGGCCUAUUACCAUUGGUGUUACUUCGGGUGCCUCAACUCCGGACAAGGUCGUUGAGGAUGCUCUUCAGAAGGUAUUUGAGAUCAAGCGUCAGGAAAUUUUGCAGGUUGCAUAA
This is a messenger RNA of Miscanthus lutarioriparius, 1401 nucleotides long. The record is from the annotation of a GenBank genome assembly. NCBI's taxonomy places the organism in Eukaryota, Viridiplantae, Streptophyta, Magnoliopsida, Poales, Poaceae.